Lachancea fermentati is the source of this 1650-nucleotide messenger RNA. The record is from the annotation of a GenBank genome assembly. NCBI's taxonomy places the organism in Eukaryota, Fungi, Ascomycota, Saccharomycetes, Saccharomycetales, Saccharomycetaceae.
AUGGUUGAUGAGAACAAUCUUCGGUUGAUUUGGAGCAACGUUGCUCAAUUUCUGAAUCAAAAUGACCUAACCUCUUUGGCAAGGACAAGUAAGUUUUUUGCGUACGAGAUUUGCGACCCACAACUGUAUCAGAAUAUUGUCAUCUCAAGAGAUCCUGUCUUAAGGUCCGACAAGACUUUCCUCGACACCAACAAUUCGUAUAUCUCUGGCUAUCGUUCGCUGAAAAAAACUGGUGACCAGAAUGACUUGUUCUUGCAUGACAGAAUUCAUCGAUUAGUGAACAGUUCUCAGCUGGGACUAGUCAAGACCUUAAUAAUUCAAGAGGACAACUUCGUUUAUCAAGAGGACGGACAACCCAUUCUAAAAGAGUUAAUAGAGCAAUUGAUUGAAUUAGGCCAAAUAGAGACUUUAGAAAUACGGGACAAAGAUCUUUUCGAACAUUACUAUCAAUCUCUGAAGGAGCUUCCAAAGCUAAAGAGGUUUGUUGCCACCAAAAUCGAAGACCUCAACAGCCUCCGCUGUUUGAAAAACCUUAAAUCACUUGAAUUGUUAUUAAAUGCUCCUGAUUUUGAACAUGGCUGUUUAUCCGAAGAGGUUAAAUUAGCAUUGACCCAUAACAUAGAGGAACUGGUCAUCGAUGACAUGGAAUUUUCUAGCUUGCGGCUGUUCCAAUACUUUGAGAGUGAAAAAAUUAAGUUGAAUGCAGUUCAAGCUUUGAAAUUCAAUCACGUUCAUGGUAUCCAUGACUAUAAUAAAACCAUGAGGGAGCUUACAACUGUGUUUUUCAAGAAUGUUUUUAAGUUGGAAAACAUCGUUAAGCUGGAAAUGGAACUUUCUUGUGAAGAGUCAGGUUGCAGUUGUAUUGACGACUUUCUUCUGGAUUUGGCACCCAAGGUUACAAGUCUUCGUGAUCUAGGUUUAAUCGAGAAGACUUUUAUCACCCAAGGUAACCAUUACACGGAAGAAAAUUGGGAUUUGGCAAUUAAUAGGUUCAUUUUGAACUUGCCAAAUGUUUCAGAACAAUUGAGAACACUUGCGAUCCGCCAUAAUCCUCCUUUAAAUGGCCUUACCGAAGAUUCCGUUGAGGGAAAUUAUAUCAGACGGAGGACAAUUUAUGAAAACGUUUUACCAAAAUUAUGUAACCUGCAGACAUUGAUUGCGCCCUCUUUUCUUCAGUCUGUGGCGGCAUACGAGAUACUGGUCUGUGAUCUUCUGUGGAAUGGUUGUGAGUGUAGCUUCUGCGAAAAGGUCCUAGAUGUUUUUGACAAGUUUAUCAUGAAUCAUCAGUACUACUCUUUUGCUGAAGGUGAGUUUAAGGACAUUAUACCAACCGUUUUCUUUGCAUACUGUGGAGACGCAAUUGCUCGCCGUUUUAUCACCGAGAUAGACUGGGACUUGAAAGCAUUGUCAACUUGCCCUGUGACGCACGUAUGGGACCUUCAUGGCUACGAAUACGUACAGCAUUUUGAAGAUUAUGACUGCCAUUACGAUCAGUCUGCAUUUGUUCACCUGGUGAAAUGCGUGUCACAUUUCUUCAAUUCGUACAUGGAUUGUCUUGUUAAGUUCUUACCAUCUCUCAAAUUCUGUAUUAUCUCGGGUGUUUAUUACACAAUUGAUGACAAGGGAAACUACGAAUGCAUUUACGACUAA